Messenger RNA from Drosophila sulfurigaster albostrigata, 1798 nucleotides. It is a transcript of the gene Clic, whose product is annotated as chloride intracellular channel Clic. Gene Ontology annotation, molecular function: chloride channel activity. Gene Ontology annotation, cellular component: cytoplasm; apical plasma membrane. The record is from RefSeq and is a predicted model, not a curated record. NCBI's taxonomy places the organism in Eukaryota, Metazoa, Arthropoda, Insecta, Diptera, Drosophilidae. Gene Ontology annotation, biological process: chloride transport. The transcript has 4 exons. The coding region runs from base 344 to 1135 and encodes 263 amino acids.
AGCACACCGCAAUCGCUUGCCGUUCCCGUUGGAAGCAAACGUAAUUUUUUUAAACACAUUUGUAUUUUACAACACACAUUCAGAGAGACAGACGUGCUAAAGUACAGUGAAUUUUUGAAAAUUGUUUUCUGUGUGUUCUCGUUCUUUUCGCGUGUGUGAAUAUUAGCAAAAUAAAUUAGCACAACAAAAAGAGUAAAACACGUACGCACGUCACGCGCACGACGAGAAAGAACGGCGAUAACAACGCAAAAAAAAGGAAAAAAAACACCAACAAAACUUAAACUUACAAAUUUUGUGCACAAGACAAGAGAGAACUUGAAGCUUUUGCAAAAACGUUAAAAUCAUGUCAGACGCCGAUUUUGAGCCACAGUCACAGCCGGAGUCGACAAAUGGCAGCAGCAAAUUUGAUGUGCCCGAGAUCGAAUUGAUCAUCAAGGCCUCGACCAUCGAUGGACGUCGCAAGGGCGCCUGCCUGUUCUGUCAGGAGUACUUUAUGGAUCUGUAUCUGCUGGCCGAGCUGAAGACGAUCAGUCUGAAGGUGACCACAGUGGAUAUGCAGAAGCCGCCACCAGAUUUUCGCACCAACUUCGAGGCAACACAUCCACCAAUUCUGAUUGACAAUGGCUUGGCCAUUUUGGAGAACGAGAAGAUUGAACGUCAUAUCAUGAAGAACAUACCCGGCGGCUAUAAUCUGUUUGUGCAGGACAAAGAUGUGGCCACGCUGAUCGAGAAUCUGUACGUGAAGUUGAAGCUGAUGCUGGUGAAGAAGGACGAGGCGAAGAACAAUGCGCUCUUGUCGCAUCUCAAGAAGAUCAACGAUCAUUUGGCCAAUCGCAAUACACGUUUCCUUACCGGCGACACCAUGUGCUGCUUCGAUUGCGAGCUCAUGCCUCGUCUGCAGCACAUACGCGUUGCAGGCAAAUACUUUGUCGAUUUUGAGAUACCGACGCAUUUGACGGCGCUGUGGCGUUACAUGUAUCAUAUGUAUCAGCUGGAUGCUUUCACACAAUCAUGCCCAGCCGACCAGGACAUUAUCAACCAUUAUAAGCUGCAACAGAGUCUCAAAAUGAAGAAGCAUGAGGAGCUGGAGACGCCAACGUUUACCACAUCCAUUCCAAUUGAUAUUUCAGAGUAGAGUUCUAUAGAGCCAUGCACAGUUAUUAUUAUUAUUAUUAUUAUUGUACUUUUUUUUGUGACAACUCUACAACUACAACUGCAACUAUUCAGCGACAACUUUGAAUGACAACACAUACUACUACAACUAUACAAAAAGCAUACAAGUAGAAUAUGUAUAGUAUAUAUAUACAUAUACUAUAUACAUACAAUAAUACGUAUAUGACAUGCAUAUAUAUUUAUAUACCUUUAUAUAGAUACGCAAGAUGACAAGCAAUUGUUUUUCUUUUAAGCAGCCACCGUUGCCUUCCUCCUCUGAAACGCUAUGCAUUAUUUUUUAUUUUUGACUUGUAUUUUAAAAACAUUUUUGACUUCAUUGCCCGCCUGCGUGUUUUUUUUGGUUUAAUUACGAUUAAAGCUACAAGAAAAUGUAUUUGAUAUACAUUAACAAAACGUAUCCUCUGGGUUUCCCUUUUAUUAGAUUUUUGUUUUAUCAAUCUGCAAGGAGCUUUUCUAUGUAAACGGAAAAAGUGUUGUUCUUAUUUUCAAUCAAUUUUUUAUUUCUUUUUUUUUUUUGGCUCCCUGGCGCAUGUUGCCAUUUUGUUUGCUUUAAAUUUUUAUUUAAUACCAUAACAAGAAAAAAUUAAAAAAAAAAACAAAUCAAUAAGAAUAUGAGAAGAGGAAA